AUGCAUGUGCCGCCGCCAAUCUCACAUCCGCCGGAUCUCUGCAUGGACGGUGCGGUUCCCGCAUGGUUGCGCCAGCCGCCGCAGACCGAACAACUGCUCACAUGUUUAGCAGAUGUGCUUUCCACGAUAACACGGAGAGAUGGGAAAUCAGCUACCGCACAGGAAAACACAGAUCCCACACCAUCUAUGAAGAGAGAAAGGGAAACGGAAGACACUGUGAAUGAUGAUUGUUUAACUCCUGAGAGUGAUACGAACACACAGAAGGCUUUUUUAAAUGACUUAUGUCUCUACUUAUUAUCUGAGAAACAAUAUGGAGAAGUGGGUGAUGCGAGUAAAGUUCCGCUACUACUUCCUUUUCUCCCUAAAGGAAGAAAUCAAAAGGCGAAGUCCAUUUUCUUAAAACUUGCACGUCGUCCAUACUGGCGUCGUAAGUUAUUGAUUCCAUUACUGCGUCAUUGGCGUGGUAAGGGUGAGAGUGGGUAUUCUUUUUUAUACACUCUUCUAUUGAACUGUAUAACAGAUGUUAUUGGAGAGGAGUUAUUGUCUCCAGAAUUUUUCUUAGAAAAAUCUAUUGCAGUAGAUACUAAACCUAAUACAGCUGAACAUGAAGUGUUAUCCUCUCAUAAAAAAGAAUAUUUUACACAAUUAAUGCAAGACUUGGAAGAAAUGGUAAAAGUGACAGGAUCAUUUCGUGGAAUGUGUGUUGGUAUUGAUAUCAUUUUACGUAAUAACAUAGUGUUACUAUUAAAACGAGUAAAUCAGCUCAUGAUAAGAGCUUCUUCUGAGGGUGAAAAUGUUUUUCUUCUUGAAGAAUCAAACAAUGAAAUAGAACAAAUAGUUAAUGUCAUGACUCAAUUAACAUGGCAAGACAUGUACACUUUUCUUUCUAAAUGUGUUACAGAUGUUAAAGGGAUAUUUGAUGAAACUAUGUGGACUUUUUUUAUGUCCUUGAUUUCUGCAUAUAUUGGAGCACUUUAUUUAUUAGAAAUGGAAAGUCUAAAAUCUUCUAAUAUUUCUUCUAAUACGAUUAAACAAAUUGAGGCACAACGUAUGUUUUUUGAAUCGCUACAGCGAGAAUUAUUAAAUUUUCUUACUGUACAACUUUCUACAGAUCGUUUAGCUGCAGGUGAAUCACUUAUAACAGUACAUAAUGUUUUAUUUCGUCAAACCUUUCACUGGAAAGCAAUAAUGGAAGCAGAACUAGCGAUGGAAUUACUACCAAAUAUUUUCUUAUCGGUUCCGUUAGUGAAGUCUUGGGCUCGACAUCAAGCGAUAACAGCAUGGGGACGUACUGUACGUCUUCUUCAAACAUUUUUGCAACUUCAAGAAGUUAGUGAAGAUGUACCGAAUACCAUAGCAGAUGCUGAUGCUGCUGAUUCUAUCUCUUCUGCUAUCCGUCAGUCACAACGUAAUUUGUUAGAAGAAUAUAUUGAAAAUAUAACAUGUGGAAACCUUCGGUAUUUUGUAUCUUCAGACCGGGAACGUGCGAAGGAGGAGAGGAAAAGAGAGGAUAAAAAAUGUGAGAAAUCUUGGUCUGUGUAUUUUUCUGAAUUUUUUAUUCAGAUAUAUCAUCCAAGUUGUUUUACUAUUCUCUCUCUUGAAAAGCAGGAUAUACUAGUUGAUUUAUUACGUCAACUGUAUUCUUUGAUAAUGAAUCAGGAUUUUAAUGAUGUAAAAACAUCAUUAAAAUCACUUUUAAUAUCAAAUUUUGAAGGAGGUGUGAUGGGAGAGGCAAAUUUACUGAGUUGGUAUGUACGAUGUGUUCAUGACCGAGUUGUACAAGCGUUAGGAGAGAAUUCACCUUUGCUUUUAUGCCUUUUGUGUUCUCUCUUUGUGUUGUUUGAACGAAUGGGGAAAACGAGUCUUAAUGUACAUGAGACUUUACGAGAAACACUUUUGCCAACACUAGCGAAAUUGUGCUGUGAUCGUUCUAACGAUAAGGGUAAAGAUAAUAAUAAUAAUCAUCAUCAUCAUGAUGAUCAUUAUGGUGAUAAUGAUCAUGAUGAUGAAAUGGAUACAGUUGAUGGAGAAGAUUUUUAUGAACGACAACAAUGUUUGAUGACACUUCUUGUAUCUGGUUUCCUUUCAUUACCAUGGGAUCUAAGAGGACUUCGUAUACGUCUUUUAUUGUAUAAAAGUAUUACUCAAUCUCUAUUAAAUUGUUUCUCUGCUGAAGAAGCUCUUACAAAAGUAGAGCAUCUUUUUAGUCUUUAUACUAAUGGACAACAAACUCCAGAAGAAGUGGUAACUGCUUAUUGUGAUGAUUUUAUACAUGAUCCAUUUUUAAAACUUCUUGCUACUGAAGGAGAUGUUACGGCAUCAAAAGAAGCAAUGGAUAAUGUUUUAUUGUGUGAUACUCCCUUAUGGUUUCCUACACCGUGUGGAACACUUAUUAUAUUAUCUAUUUUCCGUACAUUAUCACAUCGUUUGUUGUGGCUUCGUACAGAAUGGGAACAACAGAUACGAUUAGUUGGUGAAAGUGCUCAAGAUUAUAUGGGACGCCAAGCCACAUUUUGUACAUCAAGAGAUAUUGCUAUUUUUCGUAUUCUUGUACAACUUGCACAUCGAAUGGUGUUUGGUUUCCAAUUACAACCUGUUGGAUUGCUACGCUUAUGGAUAUCAUACUUGGUUCAUCUUUUUACCUACAUUGUCCCACCCUUGACAGAGGAUGAUGAGAUUGAAUUAGUUAUUUCAGGUUCAGAAACAGAGAAAAGUGGAAAUGGAAAACAAUUACGACAACGUAGGUUUCGACGUUCUCCGACAGAGUCAUCUCAAGGAGAUUUACGGGCUAGUCUUGGUGAACAACUUGCUGAUCUUGCACUUAUGCCACUUGUGGAUAGUGCGAUUGCGGUUCAAUCUUUUUCAGCCGUACCCUAUCGUCCUGGAAGUGCCAAAUGGCUGCAGCAACAGAGUCAACAUUCACAAGAUAUUCUUGUACUGCAGCGUGUGCUGCCUAAUCUGGUGAUGGAGGAGUUAUGCUUUGCUCUAAAGAUCUCACCUGAGAAUAUAAAAGGACAAGAAUCAUCUUCAAAGAUUGGGCGCCAUAAUGGAAAGAUGGUGGAACACUCAUUUUUGGGGGUUAUUGGUGUUGCUGCAUUUUGUCAGCGUUUGGAACUCUUUAUGGUUCCAGGAAGUAUAUCUGAUAGACACACUGAACUUCUUUUGCAGACUCUCUGGUCUGCUGUUGAGUCAAGCAGUACAACCAGAAUGACUUGA
Trypanosoma theileri is the source of this 3216-nucleotide messenger RNA. RefSeq lists its product as uncharacterized. The coding region runs from base 1 to 3216 and encodes 1071 amino acids. The record is from RefSeq and is a predicted model, not a curated record. The transcript has a single exon. NCBI's taxonomy places the organism in Eukaryota, Euglenozoa, Kinetoplastea, Trypanosomatida, Trypanosomatidae.